Branchiostoma floridae (Florida lancelet) is the source of this 2319-nucleotide messenger RNA. RefSeq lists its product as uncharacterized. The coding region runs from base 315 to 1868 and encodes 517 amino acids. The transcript has 7 exons. NCBI's taxonomy places the organism in Eukaryota, Metazoa, Chordata, Leptocardii, Amphioxiformes, Branchiostomatidae. The record is from RefSeq and is a predicted model, not a curated record.
CAGCCGUCCGAAGUCAUGUCGGCAAGCACCUGCGCAAAAGGUUCCCUGGGGGAAGAUUGGCAGCAGAGAAAGAAUUUUGUGACCCCGUGCCUAGCUGCAGUGCUGUGCCCAGCCCAGCCCCUGACCCUGCUCUGUCAACCAGCCCCAGUAGGAGUAGUAGAACUCUGCCACGCACUGCCCUUUUCAGCCCUAAUCCAUCAACAAGCCCAUCUACACCAUACAGCCAGCUUUCAGACAACCUUCUAUUCGCCAGUCCAAUCAGCAACGACAGCGGCAUUCCACCAAGCAGUUCUUCUAUCAACCCUGAUCUGUGGAUGGAUAUUUCCGAUCCUGUGCCAGGAAAAAAGGAUGUGGCGACACAGACAGGCGAAGACAACAGCAUAGGUGGACAGUCAAACCCAGUCAAGGCACACAAAUCCCAGACAGUUCAACAGUCAAACCCGAAUCAACCACUUCUCCACUCAACCCCAGUAAAGGCAAGCCAUCUCAUGGACCUGGACAUGUCAUUCACACCAUCUUCCACGUGCUCAACCCCAGUAAAGAAAAGAGACCUGUCCUACCGUCCCGGCUCUGAAUCGGAAUCUGAAUCUGAAUGUGAGCUUGUAGAUGAAGAAUGCCUCCUAGAAGGAAGAAGGUUUAUCGUUUUUGGUGAGCAGCUGAAAGAACUUUUCCAGAAAUGUCCUUCAUGCGGUGGUCAAACACUACUGGAUACAAAAACCAGAGGUUGUGCCGUUUCUAUCACGUACACGUGCGAAAACAACCACACUGGGACAUGGCAGUCACAACCCUAUGAUAAGGGAAGAGCUCGUGGGAACCUGCUCAUUCCAUCUGCCAUCCUCUUCACUGGCGGGUCCGUAUCGAAAUUCAUUGACUUUGCGGACUGUCUACAGCUCCAGUUUUUCAGCGAACAACACUUCCACAGCAUCCAGCGAACAUUCGCCAUUCCAGUAGUGAAUGAACAUUACCUUAGCCAGCAAAACAUGGCACUCGACUUGUGCAGGGGUGCGCCUAUAGAUAUAAUCGGGGAUGGAAGAUGCGAUAGCCCGGGCCACAACGCCAAGUAUAUGUCUUACACUCUUAUGGAGGAAACCACCGGUCUCAUCUUAGCCAUGGAACUCAUCCAGGUGACUGAAACGGGAACCUCCCAGGCCAUGGAGAAGGAAGGCCUGGAUCGAUGUCUCGCGUUCUUGACAGACCCGGAAGGAGAGGAUAUGGAGGUUCAGUGUCUCACAACAGACAGGCACAGGGGAGCUGGUGCCCUUAUGAGGAAGGUGUACAAAGAGAUCGAACAUCAAUUUGACAUCUUCCACGUCUGUAAAAAUGUGAAAAAGAAGAUUUUCGAUAAGGCCAAAGGAAGAAACUGCGCAGAACUGCUACAGUGGCUCAAAUCAAUCUGCAACCAUCUUUGGUGGGCAGUACAGACCUGUGAGGGGAAUGCAGAGAAUGACAAGUACAAGCACACCGGUGAAGUGGAGGUAUACCACAAUGUGGUCACCAAGUACGCACCAAAGAGGAUCCACUACUCAUACAACGGUAUGAAGGCCCGUGUACAGCUCUCCAUCAUUGACCACAAUGAGAACAUCGGAAGGAAACAGGCAAAGACCCUGAAAGGAGACACAAUGACCCGACUGGACUGGAGCAAAAAGCAGAAGCGCUAUGCUGUAAAGAAUGUGUACGAACAGAAGGACUACAGCUUCCGGCAAAAGCUGAUGGCAGACGUCUUGGAAAGGGCACAGAAUGGAGAGAAGACUCCAAUCCCUCGGAGGCCAGAUCUGCCAAAAAACAUUGCUCCUGAACCACGACCAGACAAGGCUCAAGCCCUGGCAGCUCACAGGUCGAGGUUUCCUGACAGGGGAGGACGUACUUAGCAGACUCACACAGGACCUGGAGAGCUGCUGUGUUAUUCUGGGAAAGGUUUGCUUGUUGAGCCAGUCCUUGACUUCUGUACCAUGUUGUAUUUCCUCAUGAGAAAAGUUGGAAAUGUAUACACAUUGUACUCAGCUACAUGUUAUGCUGUGUUAUUCUGACAAAGGUUUGCUUGAUGAGCCAGUCCUUGAUUUCAUUAUCAUGUUGUAUUUCCUCUGUGAGAUUGUUGUUCACAGUAUCUCCGAUAGUAGAUGAGGAAAAGUUAACAAAGGAGCAUAUUUUCUUUUAUCACAUACUGUUUUUAUAAGUCAUAAUUGGUUCUUACUACAUGGGUGUAUGAUUUAUAUAUGAAGUCACAUUCGUAUCGAUGUAGAAAACUAAGUUUCUAACACUGUAAAAUAUAUUUCUAUGACAUGGAGAAUGUAAACAACUAUUAGUGAACAAUUCUGGUGG